GGGCAAAAAAAUCAAGGUAUUUGGUCCCGGAACAAAGCUUAUCAUUACAGAUAAACAACUUGAUGCAGAUGUUUCCCCCAAGCCCACUAUUUUUCUUCCUUCAAUUGCUGAAACAAAGCUCCAGAAGGCUGGAACAUACCUUUGUCUUCUUGAGAAAUUUUUCCCUGAUGUUAUUAAGAUACAUUGGCAAGAAAAGAAGAGCAACACGAUUCUGGGAUCCCAGGAGGGGAACACCAUGAAGACUAACGACACAUACAUGAAAUUUAGCUGGUUAACGGUGCCAGAAAAGUCACUGGACAAAGAACACAGAUGUAUCGUCAGACAUGAGAAUAAUAAAAACGGAGUUGAUCAAGAAAUUAUCUUUCCUCCAAUAAAGACAGAUGUCAUCACAAUGGAUCCCAAAGACAAUUGUUCAAAAGAUGCAAAUGAUACACUACUGCUGCAGCUCACAAACACCUCUGCAUAUUACAUGUACCUCCUCCUGCUCCUCAAGAGUGUGGUCUAUUUUGCCAUCAUCACCUGCUGUCUGCUUAGAAGAACGGCUUUCUGCUGCAAUGGAGAGAAAUCAUAACAGACGGUGGCACAAGGAGGCCAUCUUUUCCUCAUCGGUUAUUGUCCCUAGAAGCGUCUUCUGAGGAUCUAGUUGGGCUUUCUUUCUGGGUUUGGGCCAUUUCAGUUCUCAUGUGUGUACUAUUCUAUCAUUAUUGUAUAACGGUUUUCAAACCAGUGGGCACACAGAGAACCUCACUCUGUAAUAACAAUGAGGAAUAGCCACGGCGAUCUCCAGCACCAAUCUCUCCAUGUUUUCCACAGCUCCUCCAGCCAACCCAAAUAGCGCCUGCUAUAGUGUAGACAUCCUGCGGCUUCUAGCCUUGUCCCUCUCUUAGUGUUCUUUAAUCAGAUAACUGCCUGGAAGCCUUUCAUUUUACACGCCCUGAAGCAGUCUUCUUUGCUAGUUGAAUUAUGUGGUGUGUUUUUCCGUAAUAAGCAAAAUAAAUUUAAAAAAAUGAAAAGUU
This is a messenger RNA of Homo sapiens (human), 1016 nucleotides long. RefSeq names its product TCR gamma alternate reading frame protein (gene TARP). The transcript has 4 exons. The record is from RefSeq and is marked reviewed. NCBI's taxonomy places the organism in Eukaryota, Metazoa, Chordata, Mammalia, Primates, Hominidae. The coding region runs from base 236 to 571 and encodes 111 amino acids.